AUGGCCCUCUAUACCCCACACUCGCCUGCAACAACGCAUACCAUCCGCUUUCUCGAGCGCAUAAACGCCGACCAUCAUCUCUCGCUCCAAACUUAUCAUGACCUCCACAAAUGGUCCGUAGAUAACAUUGACAAGUUCUGGAGCGCCGUUUGGGACGACACCGACAUUGUUGGCAUCAAGGGCUCCCAUGUCGUCGACACCCUAGCCCGCCCUCCUGAAAACCCGGAUUGGUUCUCCGAGGCUCAAGUCAACUAUGCUGAGAAUAUGCUUCGCUGCCGUUCGGAAGGAAGAUUGCGCUCAUUCAAGCCACUGUAUGCGCUCGUCGCGGAUCUCGUAUCGGCCUUCCUCGCCCGCGGCCUCAAGCCGGGCGAUCGGAUUGCAUCAUACUCUUCCAACUGCGUUGAGAACGUUGCUGCCUGCUUGGCCUGUGCUGCGAUUGGAUGCAUUUGGGUGAGCGCCGCUGCGGACUUCGGGCCUGAAGGUGUCUUCGAGAGAACCUUCACAGGUUCGACCAAGUCCAGCCCCGCCUCAUUAUCUCUGUCGAUGCUGUGGUACAAGUCGGGGUUGCGUCCCGAAGUCGUCGUCAUCCGCCAUCCGUUUGGAGUGACCAAAACCGAUUAUUGGAAUGCUGACUGGACCGACUGGGAUACCCUUGUCGCCGACGGUGCGACGAAGAAACUCGGCCGUACCGCCGACGGCGAAAUUGAGUGGAAACGCCUCGAUUUCAACUGGCCGCUAUGGAUUCUUUUCAGCUCAGGCACUACAGGUCGCCCGAAGCCCAUCGUCCACCGUGCUGGCGGGAUGCUCAUCCAGGCGAAGAAGGAAUUCGUUAUCUGUGCCGACCUACAGCCUGCAGACGUCUUCUUCUACUAUACUACCACUGGAUGGAUGAUGUGGAACUUCCUGGUUAGCGGGUUGAGUGUCGGCUGCACCCUUGUCCUCUAUGACGGCAGUCCACUUUACGAUCCUGCGUACCUCUGGCGCCUCGUUGACGAGCUUGGGAUCACUAUCUUCGGGACCAGUGCGAAGUACAUCGAUCAACUGGCCAAAGUUCACAAGCCUGCGGAGCACCACGCACUCACGACACUGCGGCAUAUAUACUCCACCGGAUCUCCGUUGGCGCCGCACCUUUUUGACUUCGUGUACGACCAUAUCAAGAGGGAUGUGCUGCUGGGAUCGAUCACAGGCGGAACGGACAUUUGCUCGCUGUUCGCGGGAAUGUGCACCGCGCUCCCCGUCUUCCGAGGGGAGAUCCAAUGCCGCCUUCUGGGAAUGGCCGUCGAGGCGUUCACACCAGCCGGCGCCGCAGCGGGCCCCGAUGAAGCCGGUGAUCUUCCCGCAGGCUUCUGGCCCCUGCCCGGCUACGGAAAUGCGGACGCAGUCGAGGUGGCGCGCAAGCGCUAUCAGGACGCGUACUUCUCAGAGUUUGAGGGCGUCUGGUAUCACGGCGACCAUAUCAUGAUCACGAGCUCAAGAGCUGGCAAUGGCGGUGGAAUUGUCAUGCUCGGGCGGAGCGACGGCGUCCUGAACCCCGGCGGCGUUCGCUUCGGGUCAGCUGAGAUAUACGACGUGAUCGAGGAGUGUUUCGCGCCAGCGGCGACGCACGCCGCGCACGCCGUCGCGGACUGCCUCGCGGUCGGUCAAAACAUCGCGAACAACACGGACGAACGCGUGGUGCUGUUCGUCAAGCUGCUCGAGGGGCAGACCCUCACCGAAGAGCUCACGAAGCGGAUCAAGACCGAGAUCGUGCAGGUCGCGGACAUACCCUACACAGUGAACAUGAAGCGGGUCGAGGUGCCCGUGAAGAAGAUCAUCAACGGCGCGCCGGUGAGCAGCGUGAAUCCGGCUACAUUGCGGAACGCCGAGUGUUUGGGGGAGUACGAGCGGAUUGGGGUGUUGCUACGGGCAGAGGCGUAG
Epithele typhae is the source of this 1917-nucleotide messenger RNA. RefSeq names its product acetoacyl-CoA synthetase. Gene Ontology annotation, cellular component: cytosol. The coding region runs from base 1 to 1917 and encodes 638 amino acids. Lineage: Eukaryota; Fungi; Basidiomycota; Agaricomycetes; Polyporales; Epitheliaceae. Gene Ontology annotation, molecular function: acetoacetate-CoA ligase activity. The record is from RefSeq and is a predicted model, not a curated record. The transcript has 16 exons. Gene Ontology annotation, biological process: lipid metabolic process.